Messenger RNA from Abrus precatorius (Indian licorice), 1734 nucleotides. Its product is annotated as protein NRT1/ PTR FAMILY 7.3-like. The transcript is spliced from 5 exons. The record is from RefSeq and is a predicted model, not a curated record. Gene Ontology annotation, cellular component: membrane. Bases 1 to 1734 code for a protein of 577 amino acids. Gene Ontology annotation, molecular function: transmembrane transporter activity. NCBI's taxonomy places the organism in Eukaryota, Viridiplantae, Streptophyta, Magnoliopsida, Fabales, Fabaceae. Gene Ontology annotation, biological process: transmembrane transport.
AUGGCCUGCUUAAAGGAGUGCAAAGAGGGAAAAUUGGAAGGAGAUCCAGAGGAGUUCACUCUUGAUGGGAGUGUUGAUUGGCAUUGCUGCCCCGCAAUCAUAGCCAAAUCUGGGACGUGGGUUGCUGGAAACAUCAUACUUUGGAACCAAGGUCUGGCAACUUUAGCAUUCUUUGGAAUUGGGGUGAACCUAGUGCUCUUCCUUGCAAGAGUGAUGGGACAAGAUAAUGCCGAUGCUGCUAACAAUGUAAGCAGUUGGAUUGGCACAGCUUACCUCUUCUCUCUUGUGGGCGCUUUCCUUAGUGAUUCUUAUUGGGGAAGAUACAAAACUUGUGCCAUCUUCCAGACCAUCUUUGUAAUAGGUCUUGUAUCCUUGUCGCUUUUAUUAGAUCUCUUCUUGAUUGCACCUAAAGGUUGUGGGAAUGAAUCAAUUCCAUGCGGGAAACAUUCAAUCUUGGAAAUGGGGAUAUUCUAUCUCUCAAUCUAUCUUAUUGCCUUAGGGAAUGGAGGGUAUCAGCCAAUUAUUGCAACAUUUGGUGCAGACCAGUUUGAUGAAGAGCACUCAAAGGAGGGUUACUCAAAAGUGGCCUUCUUUAGCUACUUCAACCUGGCUUUCAACCUUGGUCAACUCUUUUCAAACACUAUUCUGGUCUAUGUUGAAGAUAAAGGAAAGUGGGCACUUGGGUUCUGGGUGUCUGCAGGCUCAGCCUUUGCUGCCCUUAUCUUAUUCCUAGUUGGGACCCCCAGGUAUAGACACUUCAAACCCAGUGGGAGUCCUCUUUCAAGAAUCUGCCAAGUCCUUGUUGCUGCAUUAUGGAAAUGGAGAGCUGAAAUGCCAUCUCACAGAGGGGACUUAUAUCUCAUGGAUGAAAAUGAAUCUUCCACCAAUGGCAACAGGAAGGUUCUCAAAACCCAGGGGUUCAAGUUUUUGGAUAAGGCAGCAUUUAUAUCUUCUAGAGAUCUAGAGGACCAGGAAUUAGGCCACUAUAACCCCUGGCAUAUCUGCCCUAUAACUCAAGUUGAAGAAGUGAAGUGUGUACUGAGACUUCUCCCAAUUUGGCUCUGCACCAUAAUGUACUCAAUGGUGUAUGCACAAUCAGCUUCCAUUUUUGUGGAGCAAGGUGCUGCCAUGAAAACUAGAUUUUCCCAUUUCAGAAUACCACCAGCUAGCAUGUCUAGUUUUGAUAUCUUCAGCGUAGCUAUCUUCAUUUUCUUAUACCGUCGAGUGCUUAAUCCACUAACCGAGCUUGAAAGAAUGGGAAUAGGGCUUGUCACAGCUGUGAUGGCAAUGGUUUCAGCAGGAAUAGUUGAAUGCUAUAGGCUCAAGUAUGCAAAACCAGGAUGCUCCCUCUGCAGUGGCACAAGUUCUCUAAGCAUCUUAUGGCAAAUUCCUCAGUAUGCACUUGUAGGAGCUUCCGAGGUUUUUAUGUAUGUUGGCCAGUUAGAGUUUUUCAAUGCUCAAAUACCAGGUAGCUUAAAAAGCUUUGGAAGUGCACUUUGCAUGGCAUCAAUCUCCCUUGGAAACUAUUUGAGCACCUUACUUGUUAGUUUGGUUAUGAAGAUCUCCACUAAGGAUCACAUGCCAGGGUGGAUCCCUGGAAACCUUAAUAAAGGUCACUUAGAUAGGCUAUACUUCCUCUUAGCUUGUUUGACAGCAAUAGACUUGACCAUUUAUAUUGCUUGUGCAAAGUGGUUCAAAAGUAUACAACAUACACAAGAGAAGGAUGAGCCUUAA